Messenger RNA from Zea mays, 1248 nucleotides. NCBI's taxonomy places the organism in Eukaryota, Viridiplantae, Streptophyta, Magnoliopsida, Poales, Poaceae. The record is from RefSeq and is a predicted model, not a curated record.
CGGCCCAUCGAGAUUGGUAAUUGCUCUACGUGAACGAAGCUUCUGGAAACUCGCUGGCCCGAUGGCAUCGGAGGCCGCGAUUGCUCGUGCGCAGUGCCUCCUUCGCUUCCGCCGCUGGUCGCCACUGCCGCUUCUUCCUCUCCCUUCCCCUCCCGCUACCACACGAGCAGCUUCCUGCCGCCGCAGCGUACGCAUGGCCUCGUCGGACGGCUCUGCCGCGGCCCUGCCCAGCGCUACCGUCGAUGUGCCCGGCGCCGGGGCCCCUGUCCUCGUCGUGGGCGCGCCGGGGCUCCCCGAGGCUGACUUCAGGAACGCGGUGGAGUCGUCGCUGUUCAAGCAGUGGCUGCGGAACCUGCAGUCGGAGAAGGGCGUCCUCACCUACGGGAGGCUGAGCCUCACGCGGGUUCUCAUCCAGGGCGUUGACAUGUUCGGGAAACGGGUGGGCUUUCUCAAGUUCAAGGCUGAUAUCGUGGACGAGGAAACCAAAACCAAGGUUCCAGGAAUUGUCUUUGCAAGAGGGCCCGCGGUUGCUGUGUUGAUUCUUUUGGAGUCGAAUGGAGAAACAUAUGCUGUGCUUACCGAACAGGUUAGAGUUCCUAUUGGAAAAUUCCUGUUGGAGCUGCCUGCUGGGAUGCUAGAUGACGAAAAAGGUGAUUUUGUUGGCACCGCAGUCCGUGAGGUGGAAGAAGAGACUGGUAUAAAGCUGAAUAUAGAAGACAUGGUUGAUCUUACGGCACUGCUGGACCCUGCUACUGGAGGUCGAAUGCUACCAUCACCGGUAACUGGCCAAAACUUCUAUUCACCUGGGUGGCUGCGACGAAGAGAUUGGCCUGUUCCUGUACAGGGGCCGCGUUGACGAGGAGACCAUAAGAUCGCUCCAGGGGAAGGAAACCGGGCUGCGCGACCACGGUGAGCUGAUCAAGCUGCGCGUGGUUCCGUACAGCGAGCUCUGGCGGUCGACCGGCGACGCGAAAGCACUCUCCGCGAUAGCCCUGUACGAGAUGGCCAAGAGGGAAGGCCUGCUGCCGCAGCCGACGCCGUCGGCCAACUUGUGAAGACCUGCUAGCACUUUAAAACAGUGGUGGCCGUCAUGCCUGUAAAAUGGAAGGAGGAACGUCACUCGCGAAACCAAAUCAUAUAUAUCUCUAUCUCUUCGUUUGGUAUAACGCGCUUAAGCUUGUCUGUUUGUGUUAUGUAUACAUAUACUAAUAAUUUAAAAAUAAAAGUAUAAUCGUGUUUAAAUAAAUA